Molecule: messenger RNA, 3155 nt
Organism: Symsagittifera roscoffensis
Lineage: Eukaryota; Metazoa; Xenacoelomorpha; Acoela; Convolutidae
Product: myb-like protein X
Exons: 3
Coding region: 1722-3155 (477 amino acids)
Biological process (GO): G protein-coupled receptor signaling pathway
Cellular component (GO): membrane
Molecular function (GO): G protein-coupled receptor activity
Source: RefSeq, a predicted model, not a curated record
GAGCUGACGAUAAUUUUCGAUUAAUUUUCAGCAAGGAAAUUUAGUUUUCUUGUCGUCUUGUUCUUAUCACUAAUUUUAUGUCAUGAAAAUUAUAAAUUUUGUCGCUGAUUAUCUUUCUUUUAUAAGAAAAUGAAAAUAGCUUCCUAUAACCAUUUUUGCUCGCUUUAUUUCCCGGGGUAAAAUUAUUUUUAUUAAUUUCUACAAUUGCUUUGACUGAAAAAAAAGGAACAUAUUGUUUUUUACUGUUCGUUGCGUAUUUAAGCUUCUUAUUUUUGUGUUCGGAAAAAAAAUCGAUUUUUCAAACCUUAUCGAAGACAAAAUCAUCCCUUUAGGGACUUUGUGUGUAAUUUGAUCUUCAUAAGUUCUGAACACAGCAUGAACGCAAUUUGGCUCAACGGUUCCUUACUUUUAACCCUCACUUAAAGGUCCUAAAUUGAAUUUCCUUUUUCUUAGUUUCUUAUUUUUCUUUUUUUACUCUUGAAGAAAUUGUUCAAUUUUCGACAACCAGAGCUACGUUUAUCUCCUAGCGAUAAUAUCUUACAUAUUGCUCAUCCUCGCUUAUAUAUGAUAAAUUUUCAGGUUAUAACUUUUUCAUAUGAGCAAUAUUACGCCUACUUAAACCGAAAAAAAAUAGCCGACUUUUUUUGUCAUAUUUGCUUUUUUUACAAGGCCCAUUGGGUAUAACAUAUAUAGUAUCGUUUGACAGUGUUUAUUGCAGCAUCAAAACACAUUUUUCAGCAUAUGCGAAAUUGAAGCGAAACGCCAAAUUUAAUUUAAAUUGAUCGAAAAUUUGGUUCAAAUUACAUUGUUUUACCUGUUAUCUAAAAAAAACCCUUUUGCCCCCUGAAAACUACCAUUGGGCUAGCUUUAGUUUACCUGUGUGUUUAGUUAUUUACCUUCAAUACAAUUAUUGCAAGUAAUCAGAAUUGAAUGAAAAAAUAGGAGGUUCUCAGUAUGUUUGUUUUACCGUCCCUUCAUAAAUCAACAAAAUCCUUUUUGCUAGUUCAAAUUGCCUCCAAGUAACGUCAAUAAUUUCUUUUAAUUUGUCCUCCUUAUCGACAGGUUCAGAUAAAGUUCAACCAUCAAACACCAUUUCCGUUUUUUUUAUUUGUUUCAUUUCUAAAAAAACUAACGAUAGCAGCACACUCUUUGGCCGGUUUAACAUUUUUGUCACUGGAAUCAAUUAGUUUUUUUCUUACUGAAAUUUCGAUUCGAUAUGUUAUUCCUUCUUUUCGUAUUUUCUUCCAAUUAUUUAACUUCCAUCUUUCAUUUGGCUCGUCUUGAGUUUUAAUUUGGGCUCUAGCGACGGGCAACUCAAAUUUCAAACCCUCAUUUCUAGCUGGGUUAAUUAACUAGUUAAAUAUGACCUGAAAUCUGAGUUUACCUGAAAAAGCGAAAAGUCACGGUUUUCAUUCUUCAUUUCACAAAAGUACUCGUCGGCCCAUAAUUGAAGCGAAGCAUAUUCACCUGAAAUUUUCCCAAAGCACCCGGAAGAAAACAGAAAAACUACGAACUCAAAACGCAUUCAAUUCCUUCGUCAUUGUUUUAUUUUCAUUAUUUUGCUGGAAAGUCAUAAUUGAAAAAAUUUCAGCUAACGUCACUUUUUUCCAUUUUGAAAUUGAAAUAGUUAUAAUUUUGUGUUCUGAGCUAUUUUCGUAAUUGUCGUUCAAACAAAUUAUCAAAAAAAAGUUGAAUUUGUUUUACCAUUUUAUUAACUCAAAAUGGAUUUUGCUAAUCAAUCGAGUGUUAACGAAACUAAUCUUGAAGUUCUAGAAUCUUCAAUUCCCAUUUGGUUCGUUUUGGGAAAAAUCCUUCUUAACAUUAUUGGUAUGCUUGGAAACUCGACGGUUGUUUUUAUUUACCUGAAGAAGAAAGAUUUCAGACCGAGCGAGUGUUUCAUUUUAUCGAUAGCCGUGAUCGAUUUCUGUUUUUCAUUCAUAAGUCUACUGUUAUGGCUAGUUGAGGUCGCUUUUCACGUGAUAAGCGGCACUUUAAACAGUUCCCUUUACACAUUUGUAACUUUUUAUUCUUUAUAUUUGGUUUUUUGGAUGAGUUUCAACCGCUAUGUUGCAGUUGCCCGACCUCUGGACUAUAUGUCCAGGUUCACAGCGCCAAAGGUUUAUUCGAUUUUAGGCGGGGGUUUCAUUUUUGCCCUCAUUUACGGCUUAACCCCGGUAUGGUAUUUCAAUACAAGCAGCCCGACAACAAUGCGAAUUGUCGAUGGAUUCUACUAUGCUUGUAAAGUUCUUUUUAUGAGUAUCGACAUUGUGUUUAUGUGUGUUGUUUACACCAACGUAACCUAUUUGGAGAAAAAACGUGCUGAAAAAGUCAACAAAAAUAACUUCGACAAGCAAAAAAAGAGCUCCAAUAAUUCAAAUCCGAAAAGCAGUUUGAAGCGAAAAAGCGAUCAGCGAAACCAAUGCAGCACCAGCUAUGGAUUCCAGGAAUCAGUCGCAAACGAAAAUGAUACCAAAAAAGGAGCAUUUCGGUUUCUUUUUGGAUUGAACUGUUUCUUUUCAAGUUGUGAAAAUUGCAAAAAUUGUUGUAAGGACGAAAAUCAAAAACUUCAGUUAUGGGAUAAAAACGAAAAUGAAGACUUUGAAGGUGAAAAUUGCAACGAUGAAAAUGAUAAACUUUCUUCAUCUCUAAGUUCACCAUCAGCUGCUAAUGUGAAAGGUCAUUCGAGUUCAAAAACUGACAACAAAAAAGUCGGAGCCACAAGCGAGAUUUCAAAACAAAAUCAUCAUAAAAGCGAAAAGAAACAAACGAAAAAGCAAGCAAAACAACGUAAAAAACAACAUGAAAAACAAAAUGAAAAACAAAACGAGAAACAUCAAGGAAAACAAACCGACAAAAACGAGACAGAAAACGAUCCGGGCAAACUUUCUCCGAGUUGUAAUGGGCAUUUGCAUACGAAGGUUAUCAAAAUAAGGGAGACGCUUCCAGAUAGUGAAAAACUGAGAGGGAAUUCCGAAGAGGAGCUUUUGACAUCAAAACAACCCGAGUUGAAAUCUUCCGUUCCGAGCAAAAAGGGCUUGGAAAUCGUGGAAAAUGAAGACGACAAAGACAUACAAAUUGGCGUGAGCAAUGUUCAGAUUGAAGUCAACGAUUGCAACGGAAAUUCAAUCCCGAUUCGCACACUGCAAAACGGAUGA